AUGAGUUACGAGUUGCUGCCGGAAUGGUUGAACCUUAUCCUGAACGACGUCGAAACCAUGCUCUCCCUGCCGAUCUUAAUCUUCAUGAUCCUCUGCACCGUCCAGUUCAUUCUGAAUCACACGAUGGACAUCGGGUGCACCGUCUACGAGAACAUAAAACCGGAAACCGAUGACGACGAAGCUGCCGAGAAGGAAAAGGGCGACAGUCUGAUAAGCAAAAUCAAAGAGUUCAUACAAAACUUGGGAUUCGGUCAAAGUUACGUCGAUCACAAUGACGAGGAGACUCUGACGGCGCAACCGAUCAGACAAAAUAGUCAAGAAGAAGAGUGGGACUACUGUGAAGAGGACGACGAUUAAGGAGGAAAAUCGAUGAACGUUUAUAUCGUCUAAAAUCAUCGAUCCCGUAUUUGUAUUGUAUUUUUUCGAGGAAUUUAAAUCAGGAGUAAA
Molecule: messenger RNA, 447 nt
Organism: Nomia melanderi (Alkali bee)
Lineage: Eukaryota; Metazoa; Arthropoda; Insecta; Hymenoptera; Halictidae
Source: RefSeq, a predicted model, not a curated record